Molecule: messenger RNA, 1144 nt
Organism: Gymnodraco acuticeps
Lineage: Eukaryota; Metazoa; Chordata; Actinopteri; Perciformes; Bathydraconidae
Product: alanine--tRNA ligase, mitochondrial-like
Exons: 9
Biological process (GO): tRNA modification; alanyl-tRNA aminoacylation
Cellular component (GO): mitochondrion; cytoplasm
Molecular function (GO): nucleic acid binding; aminoacyl-tRNA deacylase activity; ATP binding
Source: RefSeq, a predicted model, not a curated record
AAAUUAUUUUUUAAGAUGAUUAUAAAUUCACGUGUGUGUAGGGAGGCGGACCUCUCCCUGCAGCCCCUCCCCCUCCUCUCUGUUGAUACAGGGAUGGGUUUGGAGCGUCUGGUCAGCGUCCUUCAGGGAACACUCAGUACCUACAACACUGACCUGUUCACCCCCCUGCUGGAGGAGAUACACCAGAGGUCAGGUGUCCCUCCGUACGGCGGCAGGACGGGCGCGGCGGACGGGGAUCGAACCGAUAUGGCGUACCGCGUGGUGGCGGACCAUGUGCGCACGCUCAGUGUGUGUGUGGCCGAUGGCGUGCACCCCGGCAUGUCAGGCGCAGAGCUGGUGUUGAGGAGGAUCCUCAGACGGGCCCUCAGGUUCUGUGUGGAGGUUCUCCGGGCUCCUCAGGGGACUCUGGCCGCUCUGGUGCCGACCGUCGCACACACUUUGGGUGAUGUGUAUCCAGAGCUCCACAGGGAGGCUGACAGGAUUGCGGAUGUCAUCAACGACGGCGAGGCUCACUUCCUGUCGUCUCUGCAGCGGGGCAGCCGGCUGAUCCUGCGCACGCUCAACACGAAGAACUACAAAGAUGGAUUCUUCCCUGCCUCUGUGGUCUGGUCUCUGCACAGGAACCUGGGUUUCCCUCUGGACCUGGUGGACCUGAUGUUGGAGGAGAGAGGAGUCCAGGUGGACCAGGAGGGUCUGCAGCGCCUCAUCUCAGAGAGCCAGGUGAAGUCUGGGGGUCAGACAGGUGUUCAGUCUCAGGUGUUGGACGUCCUCAGUCUGGCGAAGCUGCAGCGUCUCAGAGUCCCUCACACCGACGACAGCCUGAAGUACCAGUACAGCCUGCAGCAAGACAGAUACGUGUUCCCAGCAUGCAGUGCGGUAGUGCUGGCCCUGUAUGAUGGCAGCUCUCUGGUCUCGGAGGUGAGGGAGGGGCAGCGCUGCUUCGUGGUUCUGGAUCAGACCUGUUUCUACUCUGAACAGGGGGGGCAGUCACACGACCAGGGAUACUUCACCCGGGACGGUCUGCAGGACGUCCCGUUCCCUGUGGAGGCCGUGGAGCAGGCGGGGGGGUACGUGGUGCAUCAGGUGACCACAGCUGGACCCCUGAAGACCGGAGACCAGGUGCAGCUCCACCUGGACCAGGUAC